Pyrus x bretschneideri (Chinese white pear) is the source of this 1189-nucleotide messenger RNA. RefSeq names its product probable sugar phosphate/phosphate translocator At3g11320. Gene Ontology annotation, cellular component: Golgi apparatus. The record is from RefSeq and is a predicted model, not a curated record. Gene Ontology annotation, molecular function: antiporter activity. Bases 26 to 958 code for a protein of 310 amino acids. Lineage: Eukaryota; Viridiplantae; Streptophyta; Magnoliopsida; Rosales; Rosaceae. The transcript has 4 exons.
CGAAAAACGUAGCACGCAAAAACCGAUGUCGGCGGCGAUCCAAUGGACGACGGUCGGGAUGGUCGCCGCCUGGUACGGCUCCAACAUCGGUGUCCUGCUUCUGAACAAGUACCUGCUCACGAACUACGGCUUCCGGUUUCCGAUUUUUCUGACGCUCUCCCACAUGACGGCUUGUUCGGUGCUCAGCUACGUCGCCAUAGCUGUGAUGAAGGUGACCCCACUGCAGAGCGUGAAGUCAAAGGUUCAGUUCGCCAAGAUCUCCGGGCUCAGUGUCGUUUUCUGCUUCUCCGUCGUUUGCGGUAACGUGUCGCUCAAGUACCUUCCCGUGUCGUUUAAUCAGGCCGUCGGCGCCACCACCCCCUUUUUCACUGCCGUUUUCUCGUUUUUGAUCAUCAAGAAAAGGGAGGCGUCGCUCACUUAUGCCGCACUCAUUCCUGUUGUUGCAGGUGUCAUCGUUGCUAGUGGGGGAGAACCAAGCUUCCAUCUUUUCGGGUUUGUUAUGUGUAUUACAGCUACAGCUGCAAGGGCAUUCAAAUCGGUGCUUCAAGAAAUUUUGCUUUCCUCUGACGGUGAAAAACUGAACUCUAUGAACCUGCUGUUGUACAUGGCGCCAAUAGCGGUGGUGUUCUUGCUUCCUGCAACCCUGUUGAUGGAGGAGAAUGUGGUCGGAAUCACAAUCGAACUUGCUCGAAAAGAUAUCAAACUUAUUUGGUACCUCUUCUUCAAUUCUUCAUUGGCGUAUUUCGUCAACUUGACCAAUUUCUUGGUCACCAAGCAUACAAGUGCUUUGACCCUUCAGGUGCUAGGGAAUGCAAAAGGGGCAGUUGCUGUGGUGGUUUCAAUUUUGAUAUUUAAAAAUCCAGUGUCAUUCAUAGGGAUGGUGGGUUAUGCACUCACUGUCCUUGGAGUUAUUUUGUACAGUGAAGCCAAGAAGAGGUAUACUUCAAUCCAUCUCUAGGGCAAAUGUUUGGGCCAAUGCCCCCAUUUUUGCCCAUUUUUAUUUUAUUUUUGUCUACCCCCAAUGCGUGUGGGGUGAUUCGAAUUUAGAAACAUAUAAUUUCUUUCAACGUUUAAAACAGAAGUACCGUUGUAAUUACAAUGGACAUUUUCCAAGAAAAACAAAAUAGCUCGGUUGUAGUUCAUCAGCAGCAAUAUACAGGUGGUGUGAAAAACCAUUGAUUUUCACUGA